CGCUACAAGGCAGUUUCUUCUUUAUUCACUAAAGUGAUUCAAUAAAAUGCUCAGAUUAGUCAUGCACAGGUGACUUAUCGUCUUUCAGGGUUUGAUAUUCGCAGUAUUUCGGGUGUGUGUGGGACUUAUCAUGGGAGUGCACGGACUCUGGAGGCUGCUGGAGAGCACAGGGAAACCCAUCAACCCUGAGACUCUGGAGGGAAAGAUCCUGGCCAUUGACAUCAGCAUCUGGCUGAACCAGGCAGUGAAGGGGGUGAGGGACCGCGAGGGGAACAGCGUCCAGAACGCCCACCUGCUCACUCUGUUCCACCGCGUCUGUAAGCUGCUCUACUUCCGCAUCAGGCCAAUCUUUGUGUUUGAUGGGGACGCACCGCUGCUGAAGAAACAGACUCUGGCUGUGAGGAGACAGAGGAAAGAAGAGUUGACUCGGGAGUCCAAACAGACCAAUGAGAAACUCCUCAAGACAUUCCUGAAGAGACAGGCUAUCAAAGCUGCACUCGGUGACCGCAGUAAGGAUCCUCUACCCAGCCUCUCCACUGUGAGGAGAGAUGAGGUUGACGACAUCUAUGUUCUUCCGGCCCUGCCUGCUGCAGAGGAGAAGAACAAAAGCAGUUCAGAGGAAGAGGAAGAGAAAGAGUUGGAGGAGACGGAUGAUGGUUAUCACAUGUAUCAGGGAGAAUUGUAUGAAGACCCCAACUCAGUGGAUAUCAACUCAGAGGAGUUUGCCAGCCUUCCUCCUGAAAUGAAACAUGAGAUACUGAAAGACAUGAAAGAGUUUUCCAAAAGACGCCGGACCAUGUACCACAAACCCCCAGAGCGUUCAGGAGACUUUUCACAGUACCAGUUGGCAGGUCUGCUGCAGAGGAACCAUCUGAAUCAGCGUCUGCAUGGCGUGGAGAAAGAGAUGAGUCAGCGGAGCGCCGGCAGCGCUCCACAGCUCAGCCAACAGGACGGGGACGAGCAGAGUCACAGCGUAGAGUCCCACCGGCUGGUUUCAGAGGACUAUUCCCACUAUAUCCUUAUUAAAGGCUCCAAAAAGAGUGAGGCUGCCCCCGAGAGCCGACCAGCAACUGCAGCCUGGUCCGGGAGCUCCCUGGUAGACGGCCUCAGACGAGCAGCAGACAGACCUGAGCCCCUGUGGCGUCCUGCUUGUGAGGACAAGACAGAAUUGCCGGGUCCUUCCUCACAAGACUCCAAACCGUCUGUGUCAAAACCGACUCAGGUAGACACAUCACCACCCUCGCCGCGUACACUCAAGGCGAUCAGGGCUGCAAUGAACGACAGCUCGGAGGAGGAGGCCAUGGACCAGGAGAAGAAAGACGGUAGCGUGUCCCCACGCACCCUGCUGGCCAUCCAGCAAGCUCUAGCUGAGGAGGAAGACGGCGCUGCUGAACACAGGACUCUGAUCACCAGCAAACCCAUCAAAAUGCAGGCCAAUAUCCACCAUCCUGUGCCCCAGGUGGUGAUCAGCAGCUCAGAGGAGGAGACAGAACCUGAUAGUGUGAACACUCUGCCUAGAGAAAAAUCUGAUUUUAAGGAGAACCCGACAGGCCAAAGUUUACACGUGAAAGAUGAUUUGUUAGCUGGUAGUUCUGAAGAUGAGACGGAGGACAUGAUUGGUCAGAGAAAUAAAGGACUUCGCUUUGCGAUACCGCAAAAACCUCAGUUGACAGAGGAUUUAAGGACGGGAAGUAGAGUGCAGAUAGAGACACAAGAAGAGCUGAUCACAAAGACAAACAGGGCCGCUGCUUUCAAUCCAAACACAUUAUCGACCAAUCUCUCUGCUCAGGUAUGUGGGAAACCUCUCAGUGCACAGACUGAAAUGCAUCCUGUGCUGUUAAAGCAGAGGAGUAAUGAGGUGAUUGAAGCUCUGGAGGAGAGGAAUGGAGAGGAUAUGAAGUCAGAGGGCAGUGAUGAGAGCAGGUCAGAAGAGAGCUUCAUCGAGGUGUCGGACGAAGAAUUUAAAGAGGAGAGUGCAGAUGAUUCACUUGUAAUGGUUGAAAAGAAAGCAUCUCCAGGUGAGGUCUGUAAAGAUGAGACCAAGCGGGAAGAAAAAGGUUUAAAACACGCUCCCGGCAGUCCAGCUGCUGUUUCUUUAGAGGAAGAAGAAGAAGAAGAAGAAGAAGAAGAAGAAGAAAAAAAUAAACAAACUGAGGAGAAAGAGUUAAAGGAGGGAACAGAGACAGAGUCCAGCUCAACUCCAGCAAUAAAUGAAUGGGAACACUUUGACGUGGAAGAGCUGGAGGCUCUGGAGAGCUCUCUGCAGGCGGAGCAGAGCAGCCUGAGGGAGCUGAAACAGCAGCAGGAGAGGAUGGCCAACACUGUCACCGGACAGAUGCACCUGGAGAGCCAGGAGCUGCUGCGGCUGUUUGGUGUGCCGUUCCUGGUGGCGCCGAUGGAGGCCGAGGCUCAGUGUGCAGCACUCGACCGAGCCGAACACACACACGGGACCAUCACGGACGACUCGGACGUGUGGCUGUUUGGAGGGAGACACGUCUACAGGAACUUCUUCAGCCAGAACAAAUAUGUUGAGCAUUACCAGUACAGUGACCUGCAGAACCAUCUGGGUCUGGACCGGACUAAACUGAUAAACCUGGCUUACCUGCUGGGCAGUGACUACACAGAGGGUGUGCCGGGGGUGGGAUACGUGACUGGCAUGGAGAUACUGAACGAGUUCCCGGGGCCAGGCCUGGAGCCACUCACACAGUUCAGUCAAUGGUGGUCAGAGGUUCAGGAGAAAAAGCGCCUUAUGGCUGAUCCUCGGGAUACAAAGGUUAAGAAGAAACUGAGAGACCUAAAGCUGUACCCUGGGUUCCCUAACCCUGCAGUGGCUCAGGCUUACCUGCAACCUGCCGUGGACCAGUCAGACAACUUCUUCAGCUGGGGACGCCCACAGCUCGACAUGAUCAAAGAAUUCUGUCUGAGUCGUUUUGGCUGGAGCAGUCGGAAGACAGAGGAGACUCUUCAGCCUGUGAUCAAGCAGCUCAACACCCAACAGACUCAGCUGCGGAUCGACUCAUUCUUCCGCAUGGAGCAACAGGAGAAGCAGGUGAUUCACAGCCAGCGACUGCGCAGAGCCGUCACCUGCUUGAAGAGAAAGGAGAGAGGAGGAGGAGGAGAGGAGGAGGAGGAAGAGGAGGAGGACAGUAUCGAGGAUAGGCCAUCCCCAUCCAAAACUAAGAAAGGAAAGGCAGCGAGCAAGAGUCUGAGGAAAGGAGGAAGAGAGGGAAAAGAGGAGAGGUCUGUGGGAGGAGGAGGGUUUCUGGGGUCAGAGGUGGUUGUUGAAUCUCCUCCUCCAUCUCUGAAGGAUGUGAGCAGCACCAACCAGGAGUCUGUCUCGGUGAAGGACGUCCCCCAGUCUACUAAGACUGUUCCUCAGAGGGCCAGGAAGAGCAGCAGCUCUAGUGAAGACAGCGACGGUGGCGGUGAAAUUGCUAUGGUUACAGCCAGAUCUGUCUUCGAAGGCAGCCGACGAGGACGUGGAGCGAAAAUCCCAAGAGGAGGAGGAAGCAAGAGAGGAAAGGGACGGGGGAAGAAGUAGUGACUGAACUACAAAUAUAGAUUGUCAAAUUUCCCAAAUAAUGUCUUUGAUAUUAUAUUUGAUAUUUAUAAAGAAAAUGGGUGAAUUAAUCAUGUAAUGAAUUUUAGAUUUUUCUCUAUUAUAGAAUAUGUAUUUUUUGUACUAUUGACAUGACUGAAAAUAUUUUUUAUAUGU
This is a messenger RNA of Anoplopoma fimbria (sablefish), 3715 nucleotides long. It is a transcript of the gene ercc5, whose product is annotated as excision repair cross-complementation group 5. Lineage: Eukaryota; Metazoa; Chordata; Actinopteri; Perciformes; Anoplopomatidae. The transcript is spliced from 15 exons. Gene Ontology annotation, molecular function: single-stranded DNA binding; DNA endonuclease activity. Gene Ontology annotation, biological process: nucleotide-excision repair. Bases 131 to 3541 code for a protein of 1136 amino acids. The record is from RefSeq and is a predicted model, not a curated record. Gene Ontology annotation, cellular component: nucleus.